Messenger RNA from Xylona heveae TC161, 1276 nucleotides. RefSeq lists its product as hypothetical. Bases 188 to 1276 code for a protein of 362 amino acids. The record is from RefSeq and is a predicted model, not a curated record. The transcript has 3 exons. Lineage: Eukaryota; Fungi; Ascomycota; Xylonomycetes; Xylonales; Xylonaceae. Gene Ontology annotation, cellular component: cytosol.
AAAACGAUUACUCCAGCGGCAAUUCUUUGAAGGAAGCACUCUUCUCCACAUCAUCUGACUUUGUUGCAUUUACCCAUUCAAUACUUUGUUUCAUUGCAUUAUAUUUUUUUUCUGCACAGCACAUCUGUACAGCAUCCUUACUCUCUUAUCCUAUCUAUUCUGCCCCAUUCCCAUAACAUCUCCACAAAUGCCUUCCACAAGCUCUGCGCUCCCUGAUCCCGUAAAAGCCGCCGUGUUACUCAACAAUCGCAUUUCUCAAUGUUCCUAUUCCGACAUCGUCAAGCACAACUUUACUCAUGCCAUAUGCAACGCGGCGCCGGGCUCGCACGUGGAUUUCUAUGAUCCCGUCGAGUCCACAGUCUACCCGGAUCUGAAAGAAUACGACUUGAUAGUCUUGAGCGGCGGCACGGCAAGUCUAAUUGACCUUGAGCCUGAGCUGUGGGUGCCCAGGAUGCUGCAGUUUGUGCGGGACGUGGUUGAGCAUAAUCUUGGCUUUCGACUUCAUUUUGAGAAAAAAGAGAGUAGUGACGAACGGUGGCCUAUAAAGGACGUGGAUUUGAAGAUGAGGAAGAAGAUAAAGUUGGUCGGCGUGUGUUGGGGCCAUCAGGCGAUUGCUAAAGCCCUGGGAGGGGAGAUUGGUAUGCGAGAUGAUGGGCCGUUGCUCGGCGUAUAUCCCGUAAAAUUAUCACCUCAAGGAAAAUCCUUCUUCUUCCCUGAUAAAAGUAUCAGCAGUCCUGAAACAAUUAAUCUACAUAAAUUCCACAAACGUAUCGUGACCAAACCACCGACUUUACCCGUCCUAGGGAAGCCCAACACGCACUUUCUCCGGCUUUCUGCUGACCCCGCAAACGACAUUUUCAUCUCGCCAUGCAACAAUAUCCUUUCCUUCCAAGGACAUCCGGAGCUGGACGAGACAUUGGCGAAGGCGCUUUUGACAAAUUCGCCUGAUUACCGAGAUAGGUUCUUGGCGUCUGCGAAAAGGGUUGAAGACGGAGUCGAGGACGUUAUCAAAAGUAAAGUAGAAGAUAAAGUUGAAGACAGAGUCCAAGAUAAAGAUACACAGCAGGACUUGUCUGAUUCCAAAAGGCAAGAGGAUGCUGAUGCGGUGGGACAAAAGGGUAGGAGUGAGACGGGAGAGGAGGAUUCGGAGGAGAAUACGGAGGAUGAUAAGGAGAAGGAGAAGGAAAAAGAAUUGGAUGCCGUGUCGAAACGCAUGGAACAGGGACAUGAUGGGCUAGAUGUCUGGCGGAGAAUACUGGCGUGGGUGAGGGAGUAA